This is a messenger RNA of Scleropages formosus (Asian bonytongue), 1188 nucleotides long. RefSeq names its product 5'-nucleotidase, cytosolic IB a (gene nt5c1ba). The transcript is spliced from 6 exons. Gene Ontology annotation, cellular component: cytosol; cytoplasm. NCBI's taxonomy places the organism in Eukaryota, Metazoa, Chordata, Actinopteri, Osteoglossiformes, Osteoglossidae. Gene Ontology annotation, biological process: adenosine metabolic process; nucleotide metabolic process. The coding region runs from base 161 to 1177 and encodes 338 amino acids. Gene Ontology annotation, molecular function: nucleotide binding; 5'-nucleotidase activity; magnesium ion binding. The record is from RefSeq and is a predicted model, not a curated record.
CCAGGAAUCGAAACUAUUUCCUGUGACCUGUCAGGAUAUAAAAACCCGACAGUACACCGCUGUGACACACACCUUCAACCCUCCUACAGCCUUGCGGUCUGUUCCUCACACUCAACAUCCUCCGUGUCAGUGUCGGAGUCCCAGCCCGGUCGGGUCCAAGAUGAGCGCUCGGGAAUCGCGCCGUGGAAUCGGACAAAAAGUCGCAGCGGAGCCUCCAGCCCCCGACAGCAGCAAUGCGAAGAAACCGCGACUGCCCAAGCCCCAGAAUGCUGUGACUGUGGCCGUGUCGUCCCACGUCCUCUUCGACAUGGCUCAUGAGAGUAAGGUGUAUGACGAACAGGGGCUCGAGAGCUACGUGAAGUACCAGGUCGAGCGUGAGAACGAACCCCUGAAACCCAGGGUGGCCUUCUCCUUCAUCAAGGCUCUGAUGAAUGUCAAUGCCAGGCUGCGUGAACUCUACCCAGACAGCGAAGAGCUUUUCGACAUCAUCCUCAUGACAAAUAAUCACGCCCAGGUUGGAUUUCGCCUCAUCAACAGUAUUAAUCACCAUGAUCUGCCCAUUGAGAGGUUCUGUAUGACCGGUAGCAGCAGCCCGGUUAGAUACCUGAAAGCCUGCAUGACCAACCUGUACCUGUCCACAGACCCUGAGAAGGUGCAGGAGGCCAUCAAAGAGGGAAUCGCUGCAGCCACCAUGUUCCCGGUGAACAGUGCCAAUGAGCUGAGCGACACCCAGCUGCGCGUGGCCUUUGACGGCGACGGCGUCCUCUUCUCAGAUGAGUCUGAGAAAGUCUUCAAGAAAGAGGGGCUCAAUGGCUUCAUUGAACAUGAAAAGCAGUUUGCGGACAAGCCUCUUGGCCAGGGUCCACUGAAGUGCUUCCUGGAAGAUCUGGCAAAGCUUCAGAAGAAAUUUUACAGUAAGAAUAAACAGGGGAGCUGUCCCAUCCGCACCUACCUGGUGACAUCCCGGGAUGCACCUACCACGGGGAUCCGAGCGCUCAAUACCCUGCGGAGCUGGGGCCUGGAGAUUGAUGAGCUCUUCUUCCUGGCUGGAGCACCCAAAGGGCCCCUCCUGCAGAAGAUUGGCCCGCACAUCUUCUUCGAUGACCAGAUGUGCCACAUUAAGGGGGCCCAGGAGCUGGGAACGACUGCUGCACAUGUGCCUAAUGCAACUAAUUAGAAAAAUGAUAA